Sphaerodactylus townsendi is the source of this 2436-nucleotide messenger RNA. Its product is annotated as guanylate cyclase 2G-like. Gene Ontology annotation, biological process: receptor guanylyl cyclase signaling pathway; protein phosphorylation; cGMP biosynthetic process. The record is from RefSeq and is a predicted model, not a curated record. The coding region runs from base 1 to 2436 and encodes 811 amino acids. NCBI's taxonomy places the organism in Eukaryota, Metazoa, Chordata, Lepidosauria, Squamata, Sphaerodactylidae. The transcript has 15 exons. Gene Ontology annotation, molecular function: ATP binding; peptide receptor activity; protein kinase activity. Gene Ontology annotation, cellular component: membrane.
AUGCAGCAGUACACAAGCAAAGAGGCACAGACUUUCUUUCACAUUUGCUCCAGCUCAGUGAUCUUGUUUUCUUUUGCUAGCUAUGCCACUAAUACAGUAAGUGACCUUGAAAGGUCCAAACUUGUAGUGGCCUUUCAAGCUCCUUGGAAUAUUUCCCAUCCUCUUAGUGGCCAAAGGUUAAAUGCAGCCCUCCAGAUUGCCAUUGACAAAGUCAAUGGGGAUCCAUCUUACAUAGGAAACCACAGUUUGGAGUUUGUUUAUUCUGAUUGUGGCUGUGAGGCCAAAAAAUCCCUUCAAUCCUUCAUUAGUCAGUACCAAAAGGAACACGUCUCUGCUUUGUUUGGACCUGUUUGCUCCGAAGCAGCUGAGGUUACUGGUUUGCUAGCUUCUCAAUGGAACAUCCCCAUGUUUGGGUUUGUUGGUUACACUGCUAAGCUGGACAACUCAUUUCUUUAUGACACUUAUAUCAAUCUUGUUUCCCCGCUGCAGAGGGUGGGGGAAGUACUCUGUAAAACUCUGCAGUAUUUUGGAUGGAGAUACGUGGGUCUUCUUGGAAGCUCAAGUGAUGUUUUCACUUGGGCUGAAACAGAAGAACUGUGGGAAUCUGUAGAAAACCAACUCAAAAUCAAUUUUACCAUCACUGCUAAGGUGAGAUACAAUACAAAAGAUCAAAGACUCCAUGAGAAAAAACUCAGCUAUAUAUCAUCUGCUGCUAGAAUUAUCGUGUUAAUCUGCAGCUCUUUGGAUGCAAGGUCUAUUUUGCUGCAGGCCAAAGAACUGGGUAUGGCCAGUGGACCUUAUGUAUUCUUUGUACUACAGCAAUUUGAGGAUAACUUUUUGAAAGAAAUAUGGAAUAACAAGAACACCAGCAAUGUCCUAGAUGCCUAUCAGCCUGUAUUUUUGAUAGCCCUGAGUUCUUAUAGAGAAUACAAUACCUUUUCUAAUUUUAUAAUGGAUAUCCAUGAAAAACUGAAGAAGAAUACAUCUCACAGUUUUCUUUCUUCACAAGAUGAGGUCUCAUUUAUGACUGUUCUAGAAGUAAGUUCCUAUGCUGCCUACUUGCAUGAUGCAGUUCUGCUUUAUGCCUUAUCCAUAAGGGAAAUGCUAAGAGAGAAGAAAGAUUUCCAUGAUGGGAGAGCACUUAUCAACACUUUGAAGGGGUACAAUAAAACCCUCAAGUACGGCAUUACUGGCCCAAUACACAUUGAUGAAUCAGGUGAGAGGAACAUGGACUACUCUGUUUAUGAUCUUCAAAAAUCUGGAAAUUCAACACGCUUUAUUCCUGUGCUUAACUUUGACAGUGACAGAAAAGCAAUCAGCCCAACCAUGGAAAUUGACUACAUCAGUUGGUCAGGUGGAGAAAUACCUAAAGACAGACCACUGUGUGGGUUUCACAAUGAACACUGUAAAACUCCAGUUACCAAAGGCAUGGCCCUUAUAGUGAUGGUAAUUCUCCUGAUAAUAGCAAUAUCAGGGGCCAUUGGUGUGGCAACAUUCAUGAAGAUCCAUAAAGGAAGUCUGCAAAAGCAAAUCAAUGACAUGUGGUGGAAAAUUAACUAUGAGGAUAUCACCAUUUUUAAUGAUAAUAAGGAAAAAUUCAAUUUGUCUCAAGCAAAUACGCCUGAACCCACAGAAAAGGAAAACUUUGGUUCCCAUUUGUUGAAGUCUAGCAAUAACUAUUCUGGUUUGAAAGACAAGCAGGGGAAAGAAGUAUUUUAUACCACAGUAGGGCUUUAUCAGGGAAUCCUUGUUGCUCUCAAAUUUGUUGAUAAUCAUACAGAUACAUGGAUCUGCAAACCAUCAAUUCUUUGUGAAGUUCAGAUGAUGAGAGAAUUGAGACACGAGAAUCUAAUAAUCUUCUAUGGGAUAUACCCCCAAGCUCCAAGCAGUUGUAUUGUAACACACUACUGCAAGAAGGGAAGCAUAAAGGAUGUUCUGAUGCAUUCUGAUAUUGAAUUGGACUGGAUAUUCAAAAUCUCCUUUGCUUAUGACAUAGUCAAUGGUAUGUUGUUCAUCCACAAUAGUCCCCUGAAUUCUCAUGGCAACUUAAAACCUACCAACUGCUUAGUGGAUAGUCGCAUGCAGGUGAAGCUGAGUGGAUUUGGACUAUGGGAAUUUAAGUAUGGAAAGAAAACCAGGGUAAUAACAGAGGACACCAACUAUGAAGGUAAAGAGUUCCACAAAACACUGCCUAAUUUACUAAGGUUGGGUGAAUAUCCAUUACAAGGCACUAAGAAGGGGGAUGUUUACAGCUUUGCUAUUAUUAUGAGGGAAAUAAUAUACAAUCAUGAAGAUGGUCCAUUUGAAGAACUGAAGCAAACUGCUGAAGGCAAUGGGCAUUAUAAAGUUCCUCCAAGAGGGGAGAGAGCAGCCAGUAAUUCUCCGGGCAGUAGUAAUCACCCUUUGGAAACUCAAACAGUUUCAUAUCAGGCUUAA